Salvia splendens (bonfire salvia) is the source of this 1259-nucleotide messenger RNA. RefSeq names its product guanine nucleotide-binding protein subunit gamma 3-like. The transcript is spliced from 5 exons. The record is from RefSeq and is a predicted model, not a curated record. The coding region runs from base 438 to 1052 and encodes 204 amino acids. NCBI's taxonomy places the organism in Eukaryota, Viridiplantae, Streptophyta, Magnoliopsida, Lamiales, Lamiaceae.
UGUAAAAACGAUGUCCAAAAAAGUAAAAUCCAUAAUUAAAAAAAAAACGAAAAUAAUCCCGAAAACAGAGCAGAGGCAGUCACGUGUGCCGCGUCGCCCCGCCUUACCCUGCCACCUCUCUGCACACUCACACUCACAGAGCUCUUACUUCAACGUAUAUUUUUAAAUUUUCAUAGCAAUAUUUGUUUGUAGCUCAUCUUCUGCAGCAUCCCAUUAUUGCCCACUUUUCACCUCAUUGAUUGUGCAUGUAUCUACAUAGGCUGCUCCUAGCUUACCUUCUCAGUUCUGACCAUAGUUGUUGCGCCACAGAGCUUUUUUUUGGGGCCCUCUAAUUAUACCUAUUUACUCAGUCUCUGCCCCCUUCAGUCUAAUUAUUUCACUUGUCUCGUAACUUUUCAUUUUCCCCUUUCCUCUCUCUCUCCUCUAUGGUUUCGUAAAUGUCUGAUUUCCAGGCUAACGGUUCUCUGCCGCCGCCGCCGCCGCAGCCGAGGUCGCCGCCGCAUUUGUACGGGAAGCGGAGGGAGGGAGCCAGGGUUCAGAUGCUCGAGAGGGAGAUUGGCUUUUUAGACGAAGAAUUGAAAUCUCUUGAGAGCAUUCCACCAGCUUCAAGAUCCUGUAAAGAGGUCGCUGAAUUCGUGACAGGAAAUGUCGACCCUCUCAUACCUACGAUUAAGAAGACUCGAAGAUCAUGGCGUUUAUGGAAAUGGUUCUGUGGAGCGUGCUGCUUCGACUUUUCGCGGAUUUACUGCUGCGAUUGCUCGUGUGAUCUCAGUAUGCCGCGGUGCUGUGACUGUAUGACCUGUAAUUCCUGCAGCAACCCAUGUCAAAGCUGCGGAAUACCGGCAUGCCGGUGCUUCCCCUGCAUUAGUAGCAAAUGCUUUAAGAAGUGGAAAUGCAGCCUGAAUGGCUGCUGCUGCUGCCUGCCUAAGCGCCUUUGCUGCCCAACCUGCUCUUGCACAAGGUGUACAUGUUAUCCUAAAUGUCCCAACCUAAAAAAUAUGUGUUCAUGUUGUAACAAAAGCUGCUGCUUCCCUUGCUACUACGGUAAGUAAUUGUUUAUGAAUAUAUACUUGUCUCUUACUUAUUUUUUAUCUUGGGCCCAUUAACUUGUCAGGGCUCUAAAUAUUUUGGUAUAGUAGAUUUUCUAAUUAUUUAUUAGCUAAUUAGUUCUUGAGCACAAAGUUUCAAUUUGGCAAAUAAAGAAGUCUAUGUUGAUCGAAAGUUGGAUGAGUAAAACAAUGUCAUAUUGUGAGGAUUAA